AUGGCCUCUACCACUAGCAGUAGCAGCACGACGAGCAGCAGCCAGAAGCUGCGUGUCCUGCUCAUCCCCUUCUUCGCGACCAGCCACAUCGAGCCCUUCACCGACCUCGCCCUGCGCCUGGCCGCGGCGGCUGACCCCGGCGCCGCCGUAGAGGCGACCGUCGCCGUCACGCCGGCGAACGUCCCCAUCGUCCGCUCCUUGCUCGAGAGGCGUACGCAUGACGCAGCCGGAUCUGAGGGCACGCCCGUCAAGAUAGCGACGUACCCGUUCCCGGCCGUGGACGGCCUCCCGGGGGGCGUCGAGAACCUCGGCAAGGCCGCCCCCGCCGACUCGUGGCGCAUCGACGCCGCCGCCGUCAGCGACGCCCUGAUGCGCCCCGCGCAGGAGGCGCUCAUCAGGGAGCAGUCCCCGGACGCGCUCGUCACCGACCUGCACUUCGUCUGGAACGUCCGCGUCGCCGAGGAGCUUGGCGUGCCGUGCGUCAGGUUCAGCGUCAUCGGCGCCUUCUCGUCGCUCGCCAUGCGCCACCUCGAGCUCCUUGCCCCGGACGUCGCCGGCGGCGACCCCGACCCCGACGUCGUCGCCGUGGUCCCUCGGUUUCCGGGCCCUCCGUUACGGAUACCGAGGACCGAGCUGCCGGAGUUCCUGAGGAGGAAAAAGGAGGUCGAUUGCUCCACGACAAACCCCUUCUACGCGGCGCAAGCCGACUGCUUCGGCCUCGCCAUCAACACAUUCUCGGACCUGGAGCAACACUACAGCGAGAUGAACAUGCGCGAAGGCUACGUGAAGCGCGCCUACUUCCUAGGGCCUGUCUCGCCGCGGCCAUCACCGGCAGCCGUGGGCGCCGGCGGCGGCGGUGGCUGCAUCGACUGGCUUGACUCGAAACCAGGCCGCUCGGUGGUGUACGUGUGCUUCGGCAGCUUCGCGCCCGUCUCGGACGCCCAGCUGCGCGAGCUGGCUCUCGGGCUGGAGGCCUCGGGAAGGCCGUUCCUGUGGGUGGUGAGGGCGGAGAAGUGGACUCCGCCGGAGGGAUGGGAGGAGCGUGUCGAAGACAGGGGGCUGAUGGUCACCACCUGGGCCCCGCAGACGGCUAUACUGGGGCACCAGGCGGUGGGCGCGUUCGUGACCCACUGCGGGUGGAACUCGGUGCUGGAGACGGUGGCGGCGGGCGUGCCGGUGCUGACAUGGCCGCUGGUGUUCGAGCAGUUCAUCACCGAGAAGCUGGUCACGGAGGUCCUCGGGAUCGGGGAGCGGCUGUGGCCUCAUGGCGCCGGCGUACGAAGCACGAGCUGUACAGAACACGAGCUAGUCCCCGCCGAAGCUGUGGCGCGGGCAGUGACCGCGUUCAUGGCCCCUGGAGGACCAGCGGACGCGGCGAGGGGCAGGCCAUUUCAUCUACUCGCUGCACCGGCUGGACGCCAUGAAGCACCUCUUCUACCCGUCAGCAGAAGCGCUCAAAGCAGCACAGGAUGCAAGAACGACGACCAAGAAGAAACCAUCAACGUUAGAGCGCCUGUCGGUUCUGCCGAAGCCGGAGAUCAAUUUUCAUCCCAAGUGCAGUGUAACAGGUAG
Messenger RNA from Triticum turgidum subsp. durum (durum wheat), 1572 nucleotides. Lineage: Eukaryota; Viridiplantae; Streptophyta; Magnoliopsida; Poales; Poaceae. The record is from the annotation of a GenBank genome assembly.